This is a messenger RNA of Mycotypha africana, 1636 nucleotides long. Its product is annotated as ergosterol biosynthesis ERG4/ERG24. NCBI's taxonomy places the organism in Eukaryota, Fungi, Mucoromycota, Mucoromycetes, Mucorales, Mycotyphaceae. The transcript has 3 exons. Gene Ontology annotation, biological process: ergosterol biosynthetic process. Gene Ontology annotation, molecular function: Delta24(24-1) sterol reductase activity. The record is from RefSeq and is a predicted model, not a curated record. Bases 83 to 1540 code for a protein of 485 amino acids. Gene Ontology annotation, cellular component: endoplasmic reticulum membrane.
UUUUUUUUGUAUUUAUCGUACUUGUAUUGAUUUUUCAUACUUUUUUUUUCAUUCUUCAUUCUUUUUUAUUCAGAAAAAAAAGAUGAGUAGCAGUGUCAAAAGUGACGCGGUUAUAGACAAUAACGAAGAAAAACCCGUUGUGAACGAAAAUGGUGUACCUUUAUUCAAAUCAAAGCUCACCAGCCAUGAAAUUGAAAUGGAUAAAGAAGUGCAUUACGAGUUCGGUGGUCCCCUUGGAACUUUAGGUAUCAUGUUGGGUUUCCCUACCAUGAUGUAUUACUUUUGGAUUUGCUUAGAAUAUCACCAAGGUCAUUUCAUCUUGCCUACUGCUUUCACCAAAGAUGCUAUUGUGGAAUUUUUAAUCAAUGAAAUUUGGCUCAAGAUCAAGACCGGCGCUUUCCCUACAUGGUUGGCAACCAAGAUUUAUAUGGGACAUGUCAUUUAUAGCUUGUUGUGUGCUCAAUUCAUGCCAGGACCUGUUGUUUAUGGUCUUCCUAUUCCUUAUUUGAAGGGUAAAAAGCUUCCUUACCUCUGUAAUGCUUUAUCUUCUUGGUACCUUACCUUGGCCCUUUCUGUCGUUCUUCAUGUUACUGGUAUUUUCCGUCUCACUCUUAUCAUUGAGAAUUUUGGUAGUAUCAUGAGUGUUGCUGUCAUCUGGGGUUUCGCCAUGUCCUUCCUCGUCUAUAUCUCUUCCAUCCUCAAAGGUACUCAACAUCGUAUGUCUGGUAACGUCAUUUAUGAUUUCUUCAUGGGUGCUCCUCUCAACCCUCGAUUGGGCCGUGUCGACUUGAAGAUGUGGGCUGAAUGUCGUGUCCCCUGGCCCGUUUUGUUCUACGUCUCUGUCUCUUGUGCUUUAAAACAAUAUGAAAUGAAGGGUUAUGUUAGUGCUCCUGUCGCUUUCAUGGUUUUGGCUCAUUUCUUAUAUGCGAAUGCCUGUCAAAAGGGUGAAGAAUGUAUUCCUACUUCAUGGGAUAUGUUUUUCGAAAAGGAUGGCUUCAUGCUUAUUUUCUGGAAUAUGGCAGGUGUUCCCUUUACCUACUGUUACUCGUCCCUCUACUUGAUGAAGUAUGAGCUCACAACCGGUAAGACCAUCUCUCACAGCAUGGGCUACACCAUCUUCCUUUACAUCACUUUACUUUGCGCCUACUAUGUUUUCGAUACUGGCAAUUCUCAAAAGAAUCGUUUCCGUAUGGAACAAAACGGCUCUUACAUUGACCGUAAGGCUUUCCCUCAAUUACCUUGGGGCCGUAUCAAGAACCCUACCUACAUCAAGACAAAGAAUGGUAAUCUUUUAUUGACUUCUGGCUGGUGGGGUAUUGUUCGUAAGCCUCAUUAUACCGCUGAUUUGGUGCAAUCCUUAUCUUGGGGUUUGAUCACUGGCUUCAGUUCUUACUUCCCUUAUUUCUAUUUCACCUUCUUUGUCAUCGUAUUGGUUCAUCGUGUGUCUAGAGAUAUGCAACGUUGUGCCAAAAAGUAUGGUGAAGAUUGGGAUCGUUACUGUGAACGUGUUCCUUAUAUCUUUAUCCCUUAUGUUUUCUAAGAAACACAUAUAGUUAUCAUUAAUUUGUAAUUCUAUCUAUCUUAUAUAUUAUUCACAUUUAUACUUAUUUUUAAUAUCAAAAAUUGACAUGUGCCC